This is a messenger RNA of Tuber aestivum (summer truffle), 1590 nucleotides long. The record is from the annotation of a GenBank genome assembly. NCBI's taxonomy places the organism in Eukaryota, Fungi, Ascomycota, Pezizomycetes, Pezizales, Tuberaceae.
AUGAGCACUCCAGUGAAUUAUCUGAUCCCCCGCCAAAAGGACGAGCUGUAUGUCCUUGCUUGAUCGUUUUCCGCUCCCCCCCCCCCUUGAUCUUGCUUCCCCCUACGGAUAGCGAACCUAGAAGCUUGCUAACCGGCCGGCCAACCAACCAGCCACAAAGCGAUCUUAGCCUACUUUUCCGCUUCUGGACUAUCGAAUACGGGUGCGGCGCUGAGGGAGGAGCUCGGUGUCGGCGAUGAGUUUCUAGACCAAAAUACCAUGAAGAAGUAUGAAGGCGUGUUGGAGAAAAAAUGGACAGGCGUGCUUAGAUUACAGAAAAAGGUUUGUCCCAAUUAGCUUACUUUUGGCCUCGCAUCGGCAGUCUGCUCAUUUCUGACCGUUUAGAUAAUGGAACUUGAGAGCCGAUUGUCCUCCUUGCAAUCAGAAUUGGAUUCAGCAACCCCCACCUCGCUCACCCGUCGCAAUGUUGAUCCUUCAUCGUGGCUGCCUCGGGCUCCUGCCAGACAUGUCCUCACCAGUCAUCGAAGCUCCAUCAAUUCUGUCGCCUUCCACCCCAUUUUCUCGGUUCUCGCCUCAGGCUCCGAUGAUACGACCAUCAAGAUUUGGGAUUGGGAGCUCGGAGAGCUAGAGAGAACAGUCAAGGGCCAUACCAAGGCUGUUUUAGACCUUGAUUUUGGGGGGCCCAAGGCGGGAGUGUUGCUGGUGUCUUGUUCGAGCGAUCUCACGAUUAAGCUGUGGGAUCCAAAUAACGAGUAUAAGAAUAUCAGGACCCUUACGGGUCACGAUCACUCUGUUAGUGCGGUCAGGUUCAUUCCCAGUGCCGCUGGCGAAUAUCUGGUGUCGGCGAGUAGAGACAAGACGUUAAGAGUUUGGGAAGUUGCGACCGGGUACUGCGUCAAGACAAUAAGCGGUCAUUCCGACUGGAUCAGAGAUGUAGAACCUUCUCACGACGGGCGAUGGCUACUAUCAGCUGGAGGCGACCAGGUUAGAUGCGCGACAACCAUGAACGUAUUACAGGGUGAAACGUGCUGACGAGUAGUUGAUCAGACGACACGACUAUGGGAUGCCUCCACCGCCGAGCAUAAAGCCACAUUUAUAGGCCACGAACAUGUGGUAAAUUGCUGUGUGUUCGCGCCGCCUUCGGCCUAUCCGCACCUGGCGACAAUUGCCGGCCUUAAAAAGCCUCCCCCAGCAACAUCGUCUUCGGAAUUUAUAGCCACUGGAUCCCGUGAUAAGACGAUCAAACUGUGGGACGCGCGGGGCACGCUCCUCAAGACGUUGAUUGGACACGAUAACUGGAUCCGGGCUCUAGCUUUCCAUCCGGCUGGGAAGUACCUUCUCUCUGUCAGUGAUGACAAGACCAUCAGGUGCUGGGACCUGACGCAGGACGGCCGAUGCGUGAAGACGGUUGACGAAGCGCACUCCCACUUCGCAACCUGUCUCCGAUGGGCACCGGCGCCUGCCAAGGAGCAGACAAACGGGGAGGCAAAAACUAACGGAACUCCAAAGGCGGGAGAGAAGAUUAUCAAUGUCCGUUGCGUGAUAGCUACGGGGAGCGCAGACAUGAACGUUCGGGUGUUUGCCUCAUGA